AGGUUAACAGUGGUCGCCGAUUUCAGCCGAUUUAAAUUAUAAUUUUACGAUACAUUCAUAAAUUUACACGAUAAUUAUAUGAUAUUUGUCAACAUCACGUCUGCAGUUAUCGGGCCUACAGAUUUGUUUUUCAGAUUGACAUUUUUCAAUUGAGUUAUCAGAUUUUAUCAUAAUUUAUUUUUUAAUAGUUAUUAUAAACUUCGUUAUUAGAUAAACUUUUACCUUGACUUUACUAAAGUAUAAUGAAAGCGAUUAGUAGCUAUUUCACGGCUAGUCUCCGGCUGGCAGUGCGUAACAUUGCUGUCCAACGAUCAUUUGCGACUGACCCAACACCAUCAACAGAAAAAAACCCAUUGGACAACAUCAAACCGCACACUCGCAGUGGAGUGCUGUCGGUAGUGGAAAAAGAUGAUAGUGGAUUUCCAUCUUACAUAAUACUGAAAGAAACCAGUCCUAUACUUAGUCAAGCCAUGAUCAAUAUUAAAACCAAAAAACGACGACAAAAGAAGUCUAGUAUACUCUUAGAAGGCAAGCGCUUGAUACAAGACGCUUUAAAUGCUGGUGUGAAGCCAAAACAGAUAUUCUUCAGCCAAAAGAGAGUGUUGGAGAAUUUGUGUAUACCUGAAGAACUGCGAGAUCUACCCGUUUCGAGAACAAUAUUUUACAAAGCUCCAUAUAAAAUGAUACAGUUGUUUACAGAAACUGAGACUUCACAAGGGAUUAUGGGUAUUUUUGAAAUUCCUGCUUUUGAUCAUAGUGUUCGAAAAAAUGUGUUUCCAAUUACAGUUAUUUGUGAUAACAUCCGAGAUCCUGGUAAUUUAGGUGCUGUGUUAAGAACUGUGACAGCUGUUGGAGCCUCACAAAUUUUAUUAAUGAAAGGCUGUACCGAUUUAUGGGGAGAUAAAGUGUUGAGAUCUGCUUGUGGUGCACAUUUCAGAAUGAAAAUAGUAUCUGAUGUUGACUGGAGUUCUUUGUCCAAUAUCAAAGGUCAAGUUUGUUUAGCCGAUAACAACAGUCUAAGUACCACUGAUAUUUCUGAAGAUAAUAAAAUAGAAGUUUUUAGAAAAACAGCUCCAAUUGAGCUGCCAAUAGUUCCUUACUAUGAAGUUGAUUAUUGUAAAACUACUCCUUUAAUAUUUGUAAUUGGUGGCGAAACACUUGGCUUAAGUGAAGAUAGUUACGAAUUUGCAAGAACGCAAAAAGGUAUUAGAGUAAAUAUUCCUCUACAAAACGGUAUUGAAAGCUUAAAUUCUGCUACAGCUGUUGGAAUAUUGUGUUUUGAAGCCAAAAAACAAAUGUUAAAAUUAAUACAAGAUGAAAAUCAAAUUGAUAAAAUGGAAUUAAAAAAUUAAAAUUUUAGUAUAUAAGUAUAUUUAUAGCAUUUAUUUUAUACAAUUUUGUUUGGAUUUGUAAAUAAGUUGUAAAAGAUGUAUUAAAAUUUAAUAUUUUAAUAUUA
Molecule: messenger RNA, 1456 nt
Organism: Sipha flava (yellow sugarcane aphid)
Lineage: Eukaryota; Metazoa; Arthropoda; Insecta; Hemiptera; Aphididae
Product: rRNA methyltransferase 3, mitochondrial
Exons: 4
Coding region: 243-1352 (369 amino acids)
Biological process (GO): RNA processing
Molecular function (GO): RNA methyltransferase activity; RNA binding
Source: RefSeq, a predicted model, not a curated record